Molecule: messenger RNA, 4020 nt
Organism: Hylaeus volcanicus
Lineage: Eukaryota; Metazoa; Arthropoda; Insecta; Hymenoptera; Colletidae
Exons: 6
Coding region: 689-1276 (195 amino acids)
Source: RefSeq, a predicted model, not a curated record
AAGACUCCGGCGUUUCCAUUAUCGGCUUAAAUUCAGGUUCUCGAUAAGUUUUCACGUAGUAAUAAUAACGAUCGACGGUAUCGCAUCGACUGACCCUGAUAUACGCCGUUGCUUUAUGCUUCCAUACUUUCUCCGCCCUCCCUACCCCCACCCCUCUCCUUUACCUUUACUCGGGUUUCUUGCAGACAUUUUAACAAACUCUAUGUUUCACCUUGUCGUCUUUCUCAGCCGUAAGCACCCCUUCUGUUACCGUGGAUACGACACUGGCCUUUUUUUUCUGGUAUCUACCAGCAACUCGAGAUGUUUCUUAACAAUCUAUUGCUACGAGUUCUAAGAUUUCGAGAUGUUGGAACAAGGUCACCUUUACCUCAUCGACAAUCAUUUUAUUGAUACGUCCAGCUCCGAAGAAACGAAACCUAAAGAAACAGGUAUCGUAGAUUUGCUCCGUGAAACCUAACGGCGAGAGUCGCCUCUCCAGUGCAAAGGGUUAACGGUCAUCGUGGUCGCGCAUGCGCGAAAAAAACGCGUCCCCGACUGGCAGCGCUGCUGCCACUAACCACUAUCCACCCUUCAACGCCAUCUUCACUUCGUUGACGUAACGUCACCCGAAAAGGAACCUCCUGCGAAUAUUUUCCUGAAAAAUGCCCAGCAAACCCUCGCAGGAUCGAAGAAUCACGUUCGCAGAAAUAUGAUAUGCGCAACACAGUCGUACGUAGCUACCUGGUGUCCUGUUUGCGAUAGAAGAGUCAGCGAAAAAGGAGGAGACACUUACGGGCUUCUCGCUCAUAUUCGCGAAUCUCACCCGAAGAGCUCUCGCCAAUAUUUUCCUCGGGAAGAGAAAAAGGAAGAGUCGAGGGCUACGUCUAAACGACUGACUUCGAAAAGCACGGCUGGAACAUGCGCAAAGAAAAACGAACCAAAAAAGGUCUACGCAACGCGCGUCGACACGUGGAAAUCGCACAAUGAAACAAAAUUGUGUCCUCGAUGCCAAAAGGAAGCGGUACCGACACUUCAUGCCAGAGGAGAUAAACUGACCACCUCGCACAUCGGUGCUCUUUGCCUCUUAGGGUGUUGGCCACUUUGCUUCGUGCCGUUGAUGAUGAAGCGCGCGAAGAAAGUGCGCAUGAUUUGUCCGUUGUGUGGAUACACGUAUGGCAGCUUUCAGUACGAAAAUGCUUCACUGGCGCUUUGCAAAACAGAUUCCGAAGAUUCGCAAGCGAGACUCUCGUCGCCACCGCGAAGCUUUCGUUUGCAAGCAACGAGAGAAGAAUAUUGAAAACGAACGCUUUCCAAAUAUACGAUUCGAAUCUACAAACGAAUAUUUACCAGUCGAUAAAAUAGGUACGACGAAUCGAUCGCAGAAAGUGAACCAGCGACAACUGUGCUUCUGCUCGGACGAACUUCGAAACGAUUUCGAGAAAUCGGCCAAAUCAAAAGUAACGUAAUUCGAGCUAACAGAUCGAGUUCUGGAUUCAUAUUAUUGAUCGCUGGACACAUCGCGAGAGCCUCGGGGUUCGGAGCGCGAUAUUGGAUCGGAUCUAACGAGUUACUCGAUGAAACGACAAUUUCGCGAACGAACCUACAACUGUAUAGAAAUUCGUACCAGCCAUCGCGAUUCGUUCCCCUUUUUCAUCGCGUGUAUGGUACCUUUGCAUGUGUGCGUGCGAGGAGGAAAGAUCGACAGGACGAAAACGAGUGGAAACGAAAGGAAAAGAAAAAAGAACGAAUCAUCGCGUUUCUCGUGUCUAGACGCGAUGCUGUCGCGGUCGUUUCUUUUCCCUGCCGAAGAAAUUUCACUUUGGAUAAUUUUGCCAUUCUGCCCGCGUCACGGAGCUUUCGUGUUUACGAAAAGGUUCUAGAUUAGGUUCAGAUUAAUAUUAUGGAUCGCCUCGCGAAAGAUUCAGCGUCACGAUCAUCCAUUAGAAAUUGAAAUGACUUCGCCGUUGGAGAAUUCAGGUCUGACUCGCGAGUUAGAUUUCGAAACGAAAGGAAAAGAGAAACGAACGAGCCUCUACGUUCUCCGUGCCAAGGAACGAGAGAUAUCGUUGCCGUUUAUUUGCCUUGGUCGUCGAAGAGAACUCACUUUGACUCGUUUCGCUAUUCGACCUGCGUCACGGAGCUAUUAUGUUUAUGAAAUGGCCUGUCGCACAAGGCGGAAAGCUCAGAAAUAACGUAAAUUCUAGAGAACGAAACGUGCUACAGUUACGGAAUAGGAUUUUGCAAAUCUAUUUUUUAAUGCAACCUAGAGGCGACCUCCCUCUAAUCUUGACUACGAUCGAUUCUUUUUGUUUUUGUGUGUUUAUUGUGGACGUUUCUGGGACCUCGUUUUAUCAGGAUUUCUUUUUUUUUCCAUUAAUGUUUUUUAUUUUUUCCAUUGCAUAUCUCACGCCAUAGACUUUUCGGUAUUUUAUCUUUGUUAUCCGGCCCUAACCUAACCACGAAAAAAUCGGACCGAACGGUCGGGGGGAUUCGAACCUAAGCUCUCGAGCGUUGUUAGUCGACUACGCUACGCAUCGCUCUACUCUCCGACCCACCAAUUCUUUGCUGUAAUAUUAUAAUAAAACAACGCAUGCCCGGUAUGCAUUUAAACGAUCGAUACUAACAAGUAAACGGACUAAGACUUCGUUAACGAUAUCAUUAAAGUCUGUAAUUUAACGUUUUCAAGGUAGCUGAGGUACGAUAGUACGAAAUUAAAUCGAGAAGAAAAGAAAUCUAAGCCGAUCGCACGAUACUAGUUUCACAGUUAAAUGUGAAGUCUCACGAGCUGGUAAUUAGAGAAAGCAGAGGUUGAAAGAGCGUGCCUUUCUACCCGGUAUUUUAUUAGUAUGAAAAUAACUGGAAACGCGAGAAGACAUAAUUACUGUGGAGUACAAAACUUUUCUGGUAUAGUAACGUGGUUCUCUUUCGCUCUGUCCUUUUCUACGUUCUACAACUGUAAACACAGAACAGAAACCUCGACUGGAUAAACGAAAUGUUUGGGUUCCGAUUUUCUACGGGUACAUUCUCUAUAGGUUUCGCACGUGUUCGCGACGCUAACCGCCUGUUCGAAUGCGCGGAGUUCGCGAUCUGAUCGUUGCAAAUGUUGUCUCUCGGUUCGCGGAAGAUUAUCGAAACGGAACCGUUCGCUACCCGACGCGGUACGGAACAAGUUAUCUAGCCGUGUUCUCUCGUUCCGUCAGGAAUCCCGCAGGAUGGCCCUGUUAUUCGCGGCAGGUACAUUAAAAGCCCUCCGGUAGUCGAAGCUGUACAAGAAGCGAGAUUAUCCGGUCGAUUGAGGCGGCGGCGAGUUGGUAACUCGAUAAGUUCACCGGAGCAGAUUCUGUUCUCCCAAGAUACUUUGCGAUUCCGUCAGGCGUACAGCGUACCGAUACUGGACGCCCUCUGGCCAAUUUAGCCCUAAUCCUAGUCCCGAUAACUUCGCGCGAUCGUCUCCGACGACUUGCCUCGAAACUUUAACUAUCUUUAAUUGCAAUCACGCCUCGAGCCGUGAAGGGUUGAUAUUUUACGAACAGAUGUCGAUGAGCUUCGGUGAAGUCUGGAUUGUCGGAUGUUGGUGUUGCGACUCGAGACAACGAGAUCAUUGCUUAAAAAACAGUAGCGAUCCGAGUUAGGUCUGGGUUAGAUGUAUCGCAAAGGAGAUGGUCGGGCAAGCUGCCACGACCCAGUCUAGAUUCUGGGAACCUAGACUAAUUACCUACAUACUAGCAGGCUCCUGAUCUCGGCGAUGCUGACCUGCCUCUUCUUCGAGUCGUUCUUCGACAUUUUUCUCUCUGGGUGAUCAACUCUAACGGACCCAAACAAAUGGACGAUGUCCUCCUCUAUUCUCGAAGAAGAAAACUCUUUCCGAACGGUGCAACCGCGACUUUAAUUAAUUCACCGAGCAGUCGAUCGCGUCCAAUGAAAUUCUGUAAUUAAUUGACUAAUUAAUUAAAACCGUAUCGCGUCGUCGCGACCGCGGUGGCGGGCUUGCUUAUAGACGCUGAGCAGUUAAUUAAUUGCUUUCGUUUAAAUUACAUCGUU